Molecule: messenger RNA, 801 nt
Organism: Mesorhabditis belari
Lineage: Eukaryota; Metazoa; Nematoda; Chromadorea; Rhabditida; Rhabditidae
Source: the annotation of a GenBank genome assembly
AUGACUAGAUUGCCCAUCCACACUCAUCCAUUCCCUCACUCAGCAAACGGAUUCUCACAGCCGCCCCUGAGACGAGCGGCCACUCACAGAACUGGACCCAUCCUCGUCGUCAUUCACUCAAAAGCCGCUGGUCGAGACGACAGUCACCAACGGCCCUCGAAAUGGCACCGAGUCGGGGGGAGUUAUCGAAUUUGGGCAAGAAACGGUGUCAAUUCUCGCAAUUGUCGGUGUUUGUAUUUUUCUUGCAAUCGCCAAUGUGAUCAAGAAAGACAAGAUCGACAAUUGGAAAGAGAUAGAUUCAAUGAUAAACAACAACGUGGAGGAGGAACACCCUAUUCAAAGCAGAAAAAAGUUGCCGAUAAAACGAGUAUUAUGAAGAAAGGAGACACCGGAAAAGAUGGAAAAGUGAUAGAAGAUGGCGAAAGAGAUCAUCCACGUUUGGAGACUAAAAUCAAUGCGUCUGAAACGAUUGAAGAGUUUGAAGCUCGUGUCCGGGAUCAAUUCUCACGAGCCAAUGUCCUUAAUGAAAUAAAAGAAGAGGAAAUUCAGCCAUCGAUUCAAUCGGGGAAAAAUAAACGAGUUGAAGAAAUUGCUCUCGAAUUAUCUGUAGAAAAUCUGCAAAGAAGUGAAUCAAAAGCCGGACAAAUAGACGAUAAAUCAUUGAAUGAAAAGAAUCACAAUCAGUCAGAAAAAGGAUCAUUUCAUAGAAACGAUUCAAAAGUAAAUGUUUUCAACACGGAUCGAAUUGAGGAAAUCGAUCUCAAUCCAGCUCUUAACAAUUCAAUAAAUCUUGAAACUAUC